Molecule: messenger RNA, 1050 nt
Organism: Cetraspora pellucida
Lineage: Eukaryota; Fungi; Glomeromycota; Glomeromycetes; Diversisporales; Gigasporaceae
Source: the annotation of a GenBank genome assembly
GGUGAAGCAGCACUGAUAGACCAAUUUCAAAGUGGGCUUCGCAGUGAUGUUAAGGACUUGCUUCUUUCAGUAGAAGACCCAACUUCACUAAAUGACGUGGUUUCGAAAGCCGUCAAGCAAGAAUGUUUAUGGGACCUUCCAGCAAGACAACACCAUUCUCAGCCCAUUACCAGACCAGCACCUUUUGAAGCAGACCCAAUGCAAAUUGAUACUGUAAGAAUUAAGCCACUCUCAGCAGCAGAGAAAAGACGGCGCUAUGCAAAUAAUCUCUGUUUUUACUGUGGUGACCCAGGUCACAUUGUUAAAAACUGUUCUAAAAAAUCUAACAUAUCACCAAGAAUUGAUACUAUUGUCUCCUCAGAAGAACUGUCGGAAAAAGAACGGCCCCAGUCGCAUCCAAACCCCAUAUACCUACUACCCAAUAACUGCCCUGUAUCAGCAUUCAUCCCAGAGUUAUACAUACACUUGCCAAAUGGAACUCAAACAAGUGUGGAAGCUUUAAUCGACUCUGGAGCAUCAGCAUGUUUCUUAGACCUAGCCCUAGCUCAAGAACUCAACUUACCUAUUUAUAAAAAAGAGAUGCCAUUAUCAGUUGAGAUAGUUGACGGUCAAGAGCUUUCAUCAGGGUCUAUAAUGCAGAAAACUGGGCCUAUUUCUGUACAUUUGCAAGAUCAUUAUGAGGAAAUAAUCUUUAACCUUAUCCCUUCUCCUCAUUACAAAGUAAUAUUGGGGCUAUCCUGGUUGACUCUACAUAAUCCUGAAAUUAAGUGGCACGAGCGAAUCAUCACUUUUUCAGACCCAACCUAUAGCACUCAACUUCUUCCGCCUGCAGGAACUAGCUUUACUAAUAAAGAGCAAAUUUUCAUAGUUCAAGUUUUUUCUACUGGGGCAGUUGACCCCUACCAUACUGACAAAGGGCCAUCCCCAACAGUUCCAGAAAAGUACCAAGAAUUUAGUGAUGUUUUCAGUGAAAAAGAAGCCUAUAAAUUACCCAAAAAUCGUCAAUAUGACUGUACAAUCGACCUAUUACCUGAUACGCAGCCUUCUUGA